Calypte anna (Anna's hummingbird) is the source of this 1251-nucleotide messenger RNA. RefSeq names its product high mobility group protein HMGI-C-like. The transcript has 5 exons. Gene Ontology annotation, cellular component: chromatin; nucleus. Gene Ontology annotation, biological process: regulation of DNA-templated transcription. Gene Ontology annotation, molecular function: transcription coregulator activity; DNA binding. The record is from RefSeq and is a predicted model, not a curated record. NCBI's taxonomy places the organism in Eukaryota, Metazoa, Chordata, Aves, Apodiformes, Trochilidae. The coding region runs from base 7 to 459 and encodes 150 amino acids.
UAGUCCAUGGAAAAUAACCUGUUGGAUUGUCACCUGGAAACUGUGAAAAGUGCCAACAUGAGCCAUGAGAGGCCAGUGAACCCCAGCUCACCUACACUGACCAAGGACCUGAAGAGAAAGAGGGGGAGACCAAAGAAGCAGCCACAGGAGGAGGCUGUGGGACCAUUGCCAGUGAAGAAACCACGAGGAAGGCCAAGAGGAAGCAAAAAAGUGAUUACUGUAUCUCAACAAAUGGUAGAACCUUCUGCUGGAAAAAGGCCAAGAGGAAGGCCCCGCAAGUGGCCUCAGCUAGUGGUCCAAGAAGGAGCAGCUCAGGAAGGAAAUCCUCAGGGAAGCAGCGACUUGAAUUUGAACUCGACACCAUCCACACAAGGCAUCACUGGAAAAGAUGGUUCCAGGCCUGGCAAAACUUCUGGUCUUAGGAGAUCUCAGAGUAACAUCCCAGCCACAGCACAGUAGUAUGCCACUUGUUCAUGUCUUGCUGAAGCCAGAGGACUGGAAAGCAAACAGGAUUUCUAACGUCAACUUUCAAAUUUUUCCUUUGUAAUAACUUUGGCCAAGCUUUCUCUCCUGUUGACUGCUGGCUUACCUCAAACUUCCAAACAGGGGCUUCAGGGAAGAAAUGGCAAAUGCCUUUCACAGGUUGUAGUACAUCUUUUGUCAGGAUAUUAAUCUUAAAAAUACUUUGAUAACAUCGUGCCUUGCCCUGCCAUGGACAGUAAGAGUUCACUAGAAAGUGUUGUCUCAGUAACACAGACACAGUAAAGGAAACCUAUCCAGACAGCUAAUUGCUGCACUUAUCAUACCACGAGUCCCAAGAGUUUUGCUCAGUUGUUCAUAGGGAUUGCAUCUGAAAGACACCAUGUGAGUCAUUUGCUUACUAUAUCAGAAAUAAAACCCCUCAUGGAGCUUUUAGCUUGUCUUGUGCUGCUACUGCAGUGGUCAGUAACCUGGAUGCUUUAGAGGAAAGCUUGUUGCCUGAUGUCUUGAGGAUUGACUCUGAAGUUUUUAUCCCAGCCUGCUAAGCUCAGGGCCACCUCCUAUUACUAACUUUUGGCCUGGUGGCAUUCCCCCUGUAUUUGAAAGCAGUUUUGAGUGAACAAUGUUUAGAAGUUUAGUCAGUGUCACUGAAUUUCAUCAUUUCAGGGGAGUAGACACUUCAGAACCAGUUGCACAAAGGCUGCUUCCUUGCAGAGCCUCAGGCUUCAGUUCAAGUUAGUCAUGACUUCAGUCAUAAUGUGUGGGUGUGGG